This is a messenger RNA of Andrographis paniculata, 1497 nucleotides long. Its product is annotated as F-box/kelch-repeat protein At1g57790-like. Lineage: Eukaryota; Viridiplantae; Streptophyta; Magnoliopsida; Lamiales; Acanthaceae. The transcript has 3 exons. Bases 121 to 1224 code for a protein of 367 amino acids. The record is from RefSeq and is a predicted model, not a curated record. Gene Ontology annotation, molecular function: protein binding.
UAGCAGCAAUCAUUUUGUAAUUUUUGUCUCCGAAUCGACCCAACUCCCUGUUCACUAAUAUAAAAGUCCCCCUUUCGCCACCCCAUCCUUCUUCCUAGGGUUCCUCCACUGCAACUAAUUAUGGCUCCCCGAAGGAGGAAAAAGAUGAAGUCGUUGUCCGAAGCAAUCCAAGUAGUUCCGCCGCACGAGGGCGGCACACGGCCCGAGCUUCCGACGGAGCUUCUGGAAGCAAUUCUGUCGCAAUUAAGUCUUAGAGACAACAUCCGCGCUUCAGCUGUUUGCUGGAGAUGGCGAAGGGUUGCUAACUCUGUCCGAAGGGCCAACAAGCCUCCCUGGCUCAUGUUCUUCCCCAAAUUCGGCGAUAUGUAUGAAUUCUACGACCCCUCGCAGCGGAAAACCUAUUGGCUGGAGCUCCCGGAGCUCCAGGGCUCCCGGAUUUGCUACGCCAACGAUGGAUGGUUGCUGCUGUACAAGCCUAGAACACAUAAUGUGUUCUUCUACUGCCCCUACACCCGGGAAGUCAUUGAUUUGCCUUGUCUGGAACUAACCUACCAAAGAGUCGCCUUCUCCGCUGCCCCGACAUCGCCCGGCUGCACCCUCUUCACCGUCACGCACGUGAGCCCCACAAUUGUGGCUGUCAGCACGUGCCAUCCUGGGGAUACAGAGUGGGCCACCGUCAAUUACCAGAACCGGCUGCCGUUCGUCAGCAGUAUUUGGAAUAAGUUAGUUUACUGCAAGGGUCUUUUCUACUGCUUGAGUCUUACGGGUUGGCUCGGGGUCUAUAACCCCGACAAGGGUACUUGGGCUGUCGAUUCCGUGCCUCCGCCGAAAUGCCCCGAGAAUUUCUUCGUCAAGAAUUGGUGGAAAGGGAAAUUUAUGACAGAGCACAAUGGGGACAUUUUUGUCAUCUACACUUGCUCGGCGGUGAACCCGGUCGUGUAUAAGUUGGACCAAACAAGUAAAGUGUGGGUGGAGAUGGAAAGCUUAUGCGGGAUGACGCUUUUUGCAAACUUGUUGACAUCCCACGCAAGAACGGAUCUUCUAGGGAUGAUGAGGAACAAUGUGUACUUCUCCAAGGUUCGAUUCUAUGGGAAACGAUGUGUUUUGUAUUCCCUUGAUAAUGGAAGAUAUUAUCCCCGCAAGCAGUUAUAUGACUGGGGGGAACAGGACCCGUUUGAGAGUGUUUGGAUUGAAGCUCCCGACGACCUCUCGGUCUUCCUCUAGAAGAUGAAGACAAGACCCACAGUAGCAGCUCGGGGGGUUCUGUCGACUCUUGGCUGUUUCAAGCUCGGAUGCAAUCCUUAGUUGAGGCUGAGGCUGUCUUUCUAUCUCGAUGGGGUUCAUUCUGUAUUCAAUUCUUAUGACCUAGUAAGUAAAUGUAAACUACUCUUACUACUGCUGCUAUAUACUUGUGGACAAUGUUGUACUGCUUUAAUUAUGACAUUGGAUAUUGUUAUAGCUUAAAUACUUUAAUUUAAACUCUUUGCAGUUACACUA